Fomitopsis serialis is the source of this 5220-nucleotide messenger RNA. RefSeq lists its product as uncharacterized. The transcript is spliced from 19 exons. Lineage: Eukaryota; Fungi; Basidiomycota; Agaricomycetes; Polyporales; Fomitopsidaceae. The coding region runs from base 84 to 4832 and encodes 1582 amino acids. Gene Ontology annotation, molecular function: phosphorelay sensor kinase activity; protein binding. Gene Ontology annotation, biological process: detection of visible light; regulation of DNA-templated transcription; phosphorylation. The record is from RefSeq and is a predicted model, not a curated record.
GCGAUGGCUGAGAGAACCCUCGCUGCCGCGCUGCUGACGGUUUUGGAGAACACACCCCUCGUCGUCUUCCUCCAUCAACGCGAAUGCCCCAGCAAGCCCCGCGCAUGAACGAGCCCACAGCUCAGUCGCCGCUCCUGCCGUCGACCUCGUCGUACGUCUACCCCGUUCGUUCGCUCCUCAGCGGGAUCCGCCCAGCUCGCGAGGACACAGACUCGCAAGAUGUCACCACGCCUGCGGCGCCUUUAGAGAAGCACGGCAACGCCCCCAUCGGAUCCUCUUCCGGGGAGGCGCCCCCUUUCAGUCGUUCUCGUAGCGGCACUGGUCCCCCUGCACCGUCCUCUACAUCUCUUGGCAGCGAAGGCGCUGAUUCGCACACACGACGGAAACUCAGCACGCCCAACUUUCGCGACUUCGCUCCGAACGAGGACCCGCUUUGCCGCCGCUCGUUUGCCUCUGCACGUCAUCAGCCAAUGGCGGACUCAGCGUUCAAUGAGGACCCUGCAUCCGACGCAGAGGCCGCUGUCCAGGUUGCCGCGCAUCACCCGCCACAGUUCUCAGACUUUGCCUCGGAGGCCUUCCAUGAGGUCGCUCCUGAUUUCCUGCCUUUGCCAGACGACAACCACUCCAACUAUGACGCUGUACUACACGGUCGCUUCUCGCAGUCGGGCAUCGUCCACUUGCCGCCCCUCGACUCUACAUCAGGCUCGAAUCCAUCUGCACCCUCGACUAUUUCGCCGUCGUCGUCUCGCGGGUGCGCCAGUCGCGACUCGGCAGUCGGCUCAGAUCGCUCGGCGAUACAGACAUCGCUGGGUGAGGCGGAAGUCGUGAAGAUGCCCUCCGCGCAGGAGCCCGACGCGGCGCCCUCGGAAAUGAAGGCCUCGGAUUCGAGCAGCAGCGGCGACAGCGGGGAGGGGCCGCGCAUUGCGUUCAGAUACACGCAUGCGGAGGACGAGGACGGGCACCAUCUGAUUGUUGGGAGGGAAGGGGAGCUGGUUAAGUGCGAGGACGAGCCGAUUCGCACGCCUGGCGCUGUCCAGGGCUACGGCAUCCUCAUCGCGGUGGAGGAGGACGAGGAGACAGGGGACCUCGUCGUGCGACAGGCCUCAGAGAACUCCGCAGAGCUCCUCGGGCUGUCGCCGAAGUACCUCUUCUCGCUCGAGUGCUUCUCGCAGACGCUACCUGACCAGCAGGCGGACGUGCUGUUCGACAACAUCCAAUAUCUGAACGACACUUCGCUCACGCCCGAAGAGCAGGCCGAGAAUUUGCACGUUUUCAUGCUCAGUGGGUGGGGUGAGCCAGACACUGUGCCGGCGGGGGUCGCCACGAAUGACCCGCAGCGACGACGGAGCUGGAGCUGCUGGUGCGCCGCGCACCGCCCGCAGAUGACAGCGCCGGCGAACAUGGAGACGAAGUCGAAUGACACGUCCCUCAAGGCCGACAGGGUCAUCAUCAUCCUCGAGUUUGAACUCGAGCGCGACACGUUCAACCCACUGUAUCCUGCUGUCUCUGCGGACGAUACGUCGUCGAUGUACUCGGGCGUAUCCUCGCCCUCGGAGGGCACAGCGGCCAGCUCGAACUCGGCAAGUAACUCAGCGACUGAUAGUUCUGGCCGGACAUUGGUCUCUUCGAGCAGCUCUCAGGAUAGGCUCGCACGCACGCCAGAGGAAUCGUCAUCCGGUUUAGCGUCGGUGCCUAGCAGUGGCAGUGACGCAGUCCUUCGUCAAGCGGAAAGUUCACCUGCGCGCUCGGGGGCAGGUGGAGUAUCUGCCUUCGAUACGAACGCAGAAGACGAUUGGAUGCCAAGUCCUGAAGAUAUUUUGGAGAGCACGACGAGCCGUGCAAAACCUCUGCCUGCUCUUGAGCGUCUUCGACGUACGCGUCGCGUCGUCGGUGAUUCUUCCUUUGCAGCCGGCAGCAACACUGCCUUCGGGUCGUCCAGCAAUGGUUCCCCAAGUGGGCAUGCUCAGCCAGAGUCACUGCGACGGGGCCUGUCUCGUCGCCGCAGAGGUACGGGUGCUGUGGGGAUGAUGGACGUCUUUGCGGUCAUGGCGCAGAUCAAUGAGCAGCUUGGGGCCGCACCAGACUUGGAGACCUUCUUGAAGGUCGUAGUCGGUGUCAUCAAGGACCUUACGCAGUUUCACCGCGUGGUCGCAUAUCAGUUCGAUGAGCUCUGGAACGGGCAGGUCGUCGCGGAACUGGUGGACUGGAAACAGACGCACGAACUAUUCCGAGGUUUACACUUCCCGGCCACGGAUAUCCCUGCGCAGGCGAGGCAUCUCUAUGUUCUCAACAAAGUUCGGCUCUUGUAUGACCGUGCUGCCCCGACUGCGCGGCUGGUGGUUAGGAGUAAGAGAGACCUGGAGACGCCACUCGAUAUGACCCAUUGUUACUUGCGCGCUAUGAGUCCGAUCCACCUGAAGUACCUCGAGAACAUGCAGGUCCGCGCAUCGAUGUCCGUCUCCAUCGUUGCGUUCGGCCAACUUUGGGGUCUGGUCGCUUGUCACUCUUAUGGUAGCCACGGGAUGCGUGUCUCCUUCCCUGUUCGACAGAUGCUUCGUCUGCUCAGCCAGUCCGUCUCGCGCAAUGUGGAGCGGCUUAGCUACGCACAGCGCUUGAGUUCUCGCAAAUUGAUCAAUACGAUGCCGAGUGACCAGCACCCUUCCGGCUAUAUCGUGUCGAACGCGGACGAUCUCCUUGGGUUGUUCGAUGCUGAUCAUGGUGUCCUUGUCAUUGGUGAAGGUGCCAAGAUAUUGGGGCCAAAUCAGCAUGGUCAGGAGAUUCUGAUUGUUGCGGAGUACCUCCGCCUCAAGCAGUUCGACACGAUUCAGGUAUCGCAAGCGGUGACACAGGACUAUCCCGAUCUUCACCUCAAUACUGGUCUCGAGGUCAUUGCCGGUCUCCUGUAUGUGCCACUGUCGGCUGGCGGGCGGGAUUUCAUCGCUUUCUUGCGCAAGGGCCAGCCGCGAGAAGUGCGUUGGGCAGGGCGGCCGUACAAGGAUGGACAGACACCCAAUGUGCUCGAGCCCCGGGCAUCGUUCCGCUUAUGGUCAGAGACCGUGGCUGGCCGCUGCCGUGCAUGGUCAGACGAACAUCUGGAGACAGCCGGCGUGCUCGCGCUUGUGUAUGGCAAGUUCAUCGAGGUCUGGAGACAAAAGGAGAGUGCGUUACAGACCACGAAGCUCACGAAUUUAUUGCUCUCAAAUGCUAGUCAUGAAGUACGGACACCGCUUAAUCAUAUCAUAAAUUAUUUGGAGAUGGCUCUCAACGGUUCGCUGGAUUCUGAGACACGGGAAAAUCUCAGUCAAUCGCAUGCUGCAUCGAAAAGCUUGUUGCUCACGAUCAAUGAUUUGCUGGUACGUAUAGCUGAUUUCCACAGACAUGGAACGCUGGACGAGAUAUUUGUCAAAUCGCAGGACCUCACACGCCUUGAAAGUGGCAACGAAACAUCUUUCAAUGAAGUCUUUGAUCUACAUCGUGCCAUCGAGGAUGCAAUCAUCAUAUACAAGAAUGAAGCAGCGCGCAGAGGAUUGAUAUUCAGUGUCGAUUUGUCGAAUUCUCCAACACUAGUGGUUGGCGACUACCGCAAGAUCCGGACAGUCGUGGCCAACCUCACUGCGAAUGCCCUGAAGUACACGGAACGUGGAGGCAUCUCUUUGGAGUGCCAUGCCUUUGAGGAGCCCGCAGGACUUCGUGAUUCUCACAAUGUGGCCGUCGAAAUCAUUGUGUCGGACACAGGUCAUGGCAUUUCAGCCGAGAAGCUCGAAUGUAUCUUCCGUGAAUUCGAGCAGGUAGAGAGCACGCCGACGCGAGCGCCCGUGCCGGGCUUAGGGCUUGGACUGGCUGUUGUUGCUCGUAUUGUCGAGCAGCUUGGCGGCCAGCUACGAGUGGACUCACGGAUCGGCGAAGGCAGUCGCUUUUCCUUUCUCAUUCCAUUCACCACGGAUGCUGGCGAAUACAGUGUCACCUCUGACUCAAGAUGUCCCUCGUCACGAUCCUUCGGAUCUGCUGAUGACGAAUCGCGAGGCAACGAGAUCGACAAUCUCGUGCAAGCGUUCUCAAGCCACCUUCUCAGUGAUAGGCAGGCAUCGGUUUCUGGAAGUGGCACUCCUGCGGAUUCUGAGAUAUCUCGAUUGGACGAAGGAAGAUUCAACACAAUUAGUACUGAGCCAGAACCGAGUUCAAAGUUGUUGACUCCAGAAGGGGACUCGAAUAAUCUUGCGCGUCGCAGGUCAAGUCGAGCCCACAUGUCGUCCAAGGUCCCCUCUCGGCCUCGUUCAGGCCCGCGAUCAUCCACAUCUCGCAGCAAUCGUUCAGAUGGCGACUUUGGUACAAAAUUGCGGCUGCUGAUAGUCGAGGACAAUGACAUCAAUCGGAUGAUUCUCGCCAAGCGACUGUCCUUGGAUGGGCAUAACGUUGUCAAUACAACCAAUGGCCAAGAAGGUCUCGACAUGUUGCAGUCCGACUUCGAGUUUGAUGCGGUGCUCAUGGAUAUCCAAAUGCCCCUUCUGAAUGGCUUCGAAGCCACGGAACGCAUCCGCGGACUGGAACACUCGAGGGUGAACAGUCUUCACAGGACUUCGCACAAGAUCAAUGGUCGAAUACCCAUUUUCGCCGUGUCUGCUUCCUUGUUCGAGGACCAGCAGGAGGAGCUCUUCAACCUCGGGUUUGACGGUUGGAUAUUGAAACCAAUCGACUUCAAGCGCCUGAGGGUCAUCCUCCGCGGCGUCGUUGACACGGUGCAGCGAGCAAAGGACGUCUACCAACCAAAUUGUAAUUGGGAAGUCGGCGGGUGGCUACGAAAGCUCGACAAAGUCCGCGAGGACGACCUGUAAUCGCAACCCUCUUCUCGUCAACCCUCAUCUUGGGUCUUGUCGCUUGUCCAUAACAUACCGCAAACACAAAGCAACCGUGAUUUCUUACGCUGUGUACACAACAUUUCAUACUGUAUCAGUAAACAUUCCUCGCAUCUGUAGCCGUACGCAGAGAUACACGAGAGCCUGCCAUCGUCGUUCGUCUAGAUACUGUACAUCACAAUAUUGUAUUCGUCAGCUUUGACCGCACCGCACUGGUACGAUUACGUCGUCAUGCCGUGGUGGUCUAUGCACUCUGGUAUCAUACAUAGGCCGCGCCCUUUUAUAUAGCCACUCCUCUGCUGCGCUCCCCCAACCGUUGUGCAGUACUAGUAGCAGUGUCAAUAAAUAAUGCCUCUGAUCGUGCAGC